Molecule: messenger RNA, 513 nt
Organism: Phytophthora infestans T30-4
Lineage: Eukaryota; Oomycota; Peronosporomycetes; Peronosporales; Peronosporaceae
Exons: 4
Coding region: 1-513 (170 amino acids)
Source: RefSeq, a predicted model, not a curated record
AUGGCUGAUUAUAAACUCUUUUGGAUUUAUAUCCUAGCUCAGGCUUCCUACUCUCCUCAAUAUGUAAAGGUCCACGGAGCUGAGGCUUUCCUCUACCCCGAUGCCGCUCGGUCCGUAUCAUACAGCGCGGGCAACAUAUCCUCCAACGGCGAUGGAUACUCGAAUAAUGCAGCUUUCGGCUCGGCAUUCACUCCAUCCUCUCCUCUUGGCAGAGCAGCGAUUGCUAACGAUGGGCUCGUUAAGAGCACUUGGCCAAUGUCGGGUGGAACAGCUGCCUCGACCACAAUAGCUAACCAGACCGCGCACAGCGCAUUCGUGGCCGGUUCGGGACUCGUUGGUUCCAUUGUGAGAACGUGGAACUAUAUUCUUAAAAUUAAGCUGACGGAUCUGCAUCCCAUCUUCAAGGAUCUGGACUUAAUGGCGAGCCCUCAAAUCUGUCUGCGCUUCCGUGGGAUGGUGCUCGCAAGUACAACUCUAGCGUCUGGAAACACAUGUCCGGGUGCGAUACAAUGA